GAUAUGCAUAUGACUGUACUGUGUGUUGAAACAGAUGAAAGAGGAAGUAAGAACUGAAAAAGUAGUGGAAAAGUCAUGUCAUGUGGUGUGUGUGUGUGUUUUAAAGACCAAGUGUAAGACUGCAUUUCCACCACACACAGUGUCUCUGCUUAUGGACAUUAGUUAUUAAAAUGCAGGUGUGUUUUUAUCUUCUCCUUCUUCUCCACAUCACUGAAGGCUGCAGGCUGAAAGGAAAUGGAGAGACAGAAGAGAUCACUGCAUACACAGGAGUCUCAGUACUGCUGCCCUGCUCCUGCACUGACCUCCACAGAAAACCUGAGACAUUCACAUGGGAGAAAAACACAAAUGGAUAUGACUGGGUACAGAUAUCUCCUGAGAGUGAUCAGUACAAAGAGAGAUAUCAGCUGGUUAAUGAUCACUCUUCAGGAAAUCUCUCUCUGCUCAUAUCACCCCUGACUGAAGAGGAUGGAGGAGAUUACAGGUGUAAUGUUAAAGAGGGUGAAUACAGAGACAUCAGACUCACUGUUAAAGGUUGCACACUGAAUCAACAGACAGUGGAUGUGACUGGAAACGAGGGACAGUCUGUCCUUCUGCCCUGCUCCUGCUCUGAACUACAAGCCAGACCAAAUACUUUCAGAUGGAGCUUUUAUAAUGAAUCAGAUCACACAAAGAUCUUCCCAAAGGACCAGACAAAUCGCUACACAGAUAGAGUUCAGCUCUUUAAUGAUCAUCAUCCUGGAAAUCUCUCUCUACUCAUAUCACCCCUGACUGUAGAGGAUGGAGGAUGGUACAGGUGUGAGAUCAGCAACAGAAUCAGUAAAGACAUUCGACUCACAGUAAAAGGUGCACCAACAAGACCUUCAUCAUCCACACCAGUGAUCACAACAACUUCACCUCCUUCCAGUCCAGGCGUCACAACAAAAGGUACAAAACUAACCCCAGUGCUCAAUGAUGAAUCAACUGCACACUCUGAAACAUCUUCUGAUAAAGAGACAAACCCGAAUCCUCUCAACAUCACCAUCAUGAUCUGUACUGCUGUUGGGGUUCUGCUGCUGCUGCUGAUACUCGGAGGAGUCAUCUACUGGAAACACAGAGGACAGGGACGAGGACAGAGCAAUAUCAAUAAUGGACAAACAGGACAGCAGAAGGAGCAGAAUGAUUCUGAUGUUCUGUACACCGCCAUAAAUCCACAAACUAUACACAACAAAGCAGAAGAAAAGGAUGAUGUGACGUACUCGACUGUAGUCCACAGUAACACUGUGAGAGCAGCACACACUCCAGUGGCAUCAGGAGAUACUACAGUAUACGCCAGCAUCAAAACUAACUAAUACACACACACACACAGACACACACAUACACACACACACACACACACACACAAACACACAAAUAUUUUUGAAGAUUUUGCUUUCAGUUACUCUAAACUGUUGCUGGCAUAAAAACAAAAAAUAAUAUAAAUGUUCUAUUUUUUGUAGGAUUUAAAAAAAAAAAACAUUUUAUUGCACUUUUUACAUGUUCCAUUAUUUUCAGCUCUAUUAAAGCAGUGGUUUGAUCCACAUAUAUAACCUGAAGCUCUCUGCUGAAACUGUCUAUAGAUCAUGUCGUGUCUUUUAGGAAAUAAUUUAGAGCUGAAGAAAUUUUGUCUCCGCCCACGCUGAGGUGAUUUCUGGGCCGUUCAUAAGACAUCUGUGAAAUAAUAUAAAUCCUUCAGGUCUGUACACACCUGUAAAAAUGACAAUAGCUCACAGCUUUAAAUAUAACAGACUUCAUAUAUUACUUGUAGCUGAAACAAUUUGUUCAUUUUUAUUCCUAUUUCAAAAAUAAAUAUCAGAAGCUGAAAAGAUCACAGUGGAUUAUCUUCAUGUACACAACACGGAAAAAAGUCCGGCACUUUCUGUGACAGGAUUUCAAUGUCUGCUGUCCAUUUGUCCGAACUUACAUCCUUUGUCUGUGUCAAAUUAAUGUUUAGAAUUUCCUCAUCUAUAGUUUCUGAUUCCUCCUCAAAGCUUACUUGAUGGAUCUUUUGUGACAUACUGCCACCCAGUGGUUUGGUUUGUGACAGUAGGAACAGAAAGCCUUCUGGGCCGGUUUACAUGCAUUUCUUUUGAACAUGCGUACAAACAUAUUUUGUUUGAUUCUUCUGAGAGGCUUUUUUGUUCACCACUUGGUAUUUUAAUUUCACAUGCACUGCUCCCACUUAAGACUCUUCUUCCCUGAUGAUUUGAAUCUGUCAAAGUUCAAAUUGCUGAGCGAUUUCAAGCACUUUCAGCAGCAUUAAGUCUUCUCCUUUGUCUAACAGUCUUUUUUGGAUGCGCUUCUCAACAUCUGUGAUUAUUACAUCAAUCAACAUGUCAUCUGGAUCGGCAUUCUCGCAAUCCAUUAGUAUAAGUCGCAAGUCCUUCACAAAGUGAUCAAAACUCUCAGCAGUCCCUUGCUUUCUUUGCUUAAAAUGAUGUCUGGCUAUCCUCUUAUUCUUUCUCGGCCUUAUAUAGCUACUGAAUUCGUCCAAAAUAUUAUCCAAGAAAUUGUUGAAUGGAUCAUUUCCCUCACCUUCCUCCCAGCUGAAUGUCUUGUAGAUUUCCUGGCCUUGUUUGCCGAUCCACGUACCCAGCCAGCCUGCAUGCUGCUUUGCGGUUAUCUCUGGUAGCAGGCCUUCAAAGACAAAUGUGACGUGUCUCCAAAAUCUUUCAAAUUCAUGAUACAAAUCCGUUCUGUGUUGCUUUACUUCUUUUUCUGCAGUGCAAAAAUACAUGAGGAGGAGGAGCCUAAACCAAUCAACCACAGAGUCCGGAAUGUUUCUUAAAGACACACUGACAGAAUGACAACACAUUACAGUAGUGAUAUGGUUCAGUCAGAUACAACACAACAUCAUAGCCUAGUCCAUGCUGUCUACUUCUAUUAAGUUAUUCACCUCUGUAGACUUCAAAGUUGGAGCAAUAGCCACUGUCCGACUCACAGAGCUCCCAUACCUUGAUGCCCAGUUUGGUUUUGCAGGCAGAAAUGCACUCUUCCCUUGAAACCAAUAGCUUCAUCUAAAAUGAGGUUUCUUCUAGGACCAUAGGCUUCUUGAAAUUUCUCAGUCAAUAAAUCCAACAAUGGUUGUAAUUUGUAGGGUGGAUCAUAAUGAGAUCAUCAUGGUUGGUGUAUUUGAUGUGUCCCUCAGGUGAAUGAACUUAUUUAGCUUAAAAAAAUCAAGUUUUUGGCAUGGUGCUGGAGAUGUGGGGAUCACCAAAUGUUAUAUCUGGGCUCUAGUAAUUCCACUGUCUUCAUAGCUGCUUAAUUCCAAACAUAAUGUUUAUUGUAAAGUAUGCUCAGAUUUCUGAUGCAUCUGUAGGCCGCCAUAUUGGAUCCAGUCUGCCACUUGCACUGACCACCUGUUCAUUGUACCUGAAUUUCUUUGAUUUGUUUCUUCAGGAACAGUCUCGGAGAAUGAUUGGGUUAUUGAUAGGCUAACGGCCUAGCUUCUGGUGGUAGAUUGUGUUUUGGACCAGUUUUUACCACAAUAUUUACCUCACAAACUGGAUUCAUAUUUCUCGUCCAUUUUGCUGAAAUAUUCUGAACUGCGUAUUGAAAAUCUUUCACUGUUGUUUUUAAAAUACUCCUCACCCAAUGAAAAACUUUCUGACACAUCUAUGCCAGAUUCAUUAGAUGAUAACUAGAUUUUUGUUCCCAUUCUUCUACAUAUUCUGAAUGUAAAACCUUCAAAAUCGGACUCCAUUGCAAUCUUACGCUAGUCCUUUCAACAACUUCAACACACAAAAUCUUGUCGUAUUUUUUCACUUUUGAAUUUAGGUGGAAAUAGGUUUAAUCUCACAGUUUCUCGCUUUAGUAUGAGAGUUUGGUAACAUACCUAUUUUUAGAACGAUCACAUAGGACAGUGAUUCCCAAAGUGGGGGUCGCAAGACAGUGAGGGGAGGGGUCGCAAGAUGAUUUCCAGAAUAAACUUUUUAAACUAUUAGAAAUAGCAUAUUUUAUCCAUAACUAACAAAAGCUACAAAAAUUGUAGUUAAUGAUAACAUUUAAAAAAAAAACAUGCAAAUAAAAAAGCCAUUAGCCUUUCAACAUUCUUUCCAUUGAAUCGUGUCCCCUGAAGGGAUUAGGACAGAUUAAUGACACAGCAAUAGUGUCAAUUGCAGCAGACCACUUUACAGCAUUAUCUUAAACAUUUGGACAUUUGCUAGAAGGAAGAAUGGGAAAUGGGAAGAGAUGAGUGAAGUGCAUAUUGCAUGACUAUGUAAUCAACAAGAGAGAGCAUGCACUAAGGGAAGAGGAAAACAGUGUGGGGAGUAGGCCAGGUUACUGUGACAUGACAGUGGUAGGUGGCUAAGGGAGACAAUAGCAUUGGAAUACCAGUAACCAACAGCGAUGAAAAGAGGGAAGGAUAUGAGGCAGCUUAAUGGCAAAGCUUAUUUUAAAAUUAAAAAUAAAACUUAGAUCAAGCAGGUAGAGAAAAAUCAUAAUGACAUAGAGGAAGAGAUCAAGAUACUUACACAUUGUUGUGGAGGGCAACGUGCGAGGUCAGGAUGAUCCGAGGAAGCAACUUGGGAGGUGGCGGUCAAAUGAAGUCGAUGAGGAAGUGGUGCUUAUAAGUAAGCGCUAUUUUUUUCUAAAAAUUGUUGACUUAGCCUAAAAAUAAGGGGAACUGGAGAGGAGGAAAAUUGACGUCAUCGAGGGGAGGAUGGUAUUGAUUUAGGGGCGGUAUCGGGACAAAUACGAAAAUGAUGGGAACUGGUAAAACGUAUAUAAAUUAAGGAAGGAGGGAUUAAAGUAGCCAUACACUGAAUAUAAUGGGAAAUUGCUGGAAAUAUUUAAAUUAGAGAAAAGGAGGCGCCAUGGGGCACCUGGGGUUUAAGUAGAGGGGAAUUUUUCGGGGUUUUCAGACCAGCUGCUCUCUUCAGAAAUGCAUGUUUUUGACUGCAUGGCUGAAUAAAGAAACCUGCUUCUUCUCAUCUGCUGACUGAGAUCUCCUUUAUUUUGGCUAAAUUUUUAUAGUUUGUUGAGUUCAUUGGGUAAGAUUAUGGAAGGCUAAGAGAACUAGACACAAUCUAAAAUUCCACCCUGUGAUAUGUCCACUCGGAGGGGGCUCUGAGUUCCGACAAUGCACAGGCGAAGACUUUUUCUCAAAACUUGACAACUGUAAGGAUGAGCCGGAGGCUGCAGGAGGUGAAUCCAUAAGCGGAUCUUUAUUUAUAAUCACACAGGCUAAAUAGAGUCAAAACCGGAAAACCCACUGAGACGAGAAACAAAACCGAAAGCACAAAACGAAGCGUGCAGUCAGAGAAACAGGCAGGGUCAUACACAGAAAUUACUAUCAGAGACAAGGCAAGAAUCAAUCAUGGAAAACAGGCAUACAAGAAUCAUACACAAAUAGUAGCUAAACACAGUAUAACGCUCAGUAAGUCACGUGAGCACGAUACUUCACGUAAAACAGUGGGUGCCUGGGGUAUAUAUGUCUGUGGGAAAACAAGCAGUGUGUCAAGUGAAUAAUUAAUAUUCCGUGGAGGGUUCUCAUUCGUGUUGGGAUGUUCCAGAGCCCCUCCCUCUAUGAACACCUCCUGGUGUUUCACGGUGUGGUCUAGCGGAGUGGAAUUCCUCCAUUAAGAAGGGAUCAAGGAUGUCAGCAGAGUCCACCCAGGAGCGUUCCUCAGGACCAUAGUCCUCCCAAUUGACCAAAUACUGUAGGUGGUCGUGGAUGCGGUGGUAGUUCAGGAGGGUAAGUCCUCGAUAGGCCGGGGCCCCAUCAACAUCCAGCGGGGAUGGAGGCUCGUCCUGACUGGGGGUGUUAGACAGGGGAUUAUAGGCAGGCUUGAGAAGAGAGACAUGAAAGGUGGGAGAGAUGCGGUAUGUAGGUGGCAACUGCAGGCGGUAGGAGACUGGGUUGACCUGGCAGAUGAUGUUGAAUGGGCUGAUGAAAUGUGGGCUCAGCUUGCAACAAGGGAGUUAGAUCUUCAGGUUACGAGUGGAUAACCAGACCUGCUGCCCCACCCUGUAGGUGGGGUGUGGACGGCGGCGGCGAUCCACCAUAUCUCUCUGCCAUCUAAUAGCCUUUUGCAAACAGAUGUGAGCCCUUUCCCAUACCUCUUGGCUGUGUCUGGACCAGUCAUCUAUGGCGGGGACAGAGGAGGGCUCUCCAGACCAGGGAAACAAUGGCGGUUGAUAACCUAAGACACAUUGGAAUGGUGUGAGCCCCGUGGAUGAGUGGGUGAGGGAAUUCUGGGCAUAUUCGGCCCAGGGGAGAAACUCGCUCCAGUGGUGUUGUUGGUGGCUGCAGUAGGAGCAGAGAAGUCUCCAAAUUUCUUGAUUAAGUCUUUCUACUUGGCCAUUAGACUGUGGGUGGCACCCAGAACCCAAGCUCACAUUGAUGCCCAGUUGAGAGCAGAAGGCCCGCCAAGCAUGUGAGGUGAACUGAGAGCCCCUAACCCACUAACCCUAACCCACGGAGAUAUUCGAGGUUACGGUGGUCUGUGAGAACCAGAAAGGGGUGUCGUGCUCCCUCCAGCCAGUGGCGCCACUUUUCUAGGGCAGUUUUAAUGGAGAGGAGUUCAUGGUUGCCCACGUCAUAAUUUGCCUCUGCUGGGGUUAGCUUCCUGGAGAAGUACACACAUGGGUGGAGUUUCACGGAAUCUGGCUGGCAUUGCGACAGGACUGCCCCAAUCCCAGAGCUGGAGGUGUCGACUUCCAUGACAAAGGGAUUGUCUGGAUCAGGAUGAUAUAGGAUCGGGGCCUGUUUUUGAAACUGUUUUUGAGUUUCUGAAAAGUGUCAUAUGCUUGGUCUGUCCAUGACAGUCUCUUAGGCUUUCCUUUAAGAGGAGAGGUUAGUGGACUGGCAAUCAUGCUAUAAUUCCUGAUAAAACAUCUAUAGAAGUUUGCAAACCCCAGGAAGCAUUGUAAAUCCUUAACUGUGAUUGGUUUGGGCCAUUCAGAGACAGCUUGGACCUUGGCUUGAUCCAUCUCCACCUUCCCCAGUGACAGCACAUUACCUAGGAAAGUGAAACUCACAUUUUUCUAAUUUAAUGUAGAGGUGAUGUAGGAGGCGAGACAGGAUGAGGCGUACAUGGCGGGUGUGGUCUUCGAGGGAGGAAGAGUAAAUCAGAAUGUCAUCAAUAUAUGCAAUGACAAAUUUAUUUAACAUGUCCCUAAGAAUCUCAUUGACCAGAGACUGAAACACAGCGGGGGCAUUCGUGAGACCAUAGGGCAUGACUGUUAGUGUCCCCGGGUUGUGUAGAAGGCCAUUUUCCAUUUGUCCCCCUCCCUGAUUCGCACGAGGUUAUAAGCAUGCCGUAAGUCCAACUUGGUGAAAAUCGUGGCCCCUUGAAGUUGUUCUUUAGCUGCGGGCACCAGAUGGAGAGGAUAUGGGUAACGGAUAGUGAUGUUAUUCAAGCCUCUAUAGUCAAUACACGGGCGAAGACCUCCAUCCUUCUUCUCCACAAAAAAGAAACCGGCAGCAGCAGGUGAUGUAGAGGGGCGAAUAAACCCAGAAGCUAGUGCUUCCUCAAUAUAAUCCUCCAUGUCUUGAUCCUUCGGCAGUGAUAGAGGGUAGACCCGGCUUUUGGGCGGCAUGGCGUUGGGUCACAGUUCUAUGGCACAAUCCCAAGGAUCCCUUUGCAUAAUUCCAUCAACUGCACAGAAAUGUCUUUACCCCCAGCUGGAUACUCGAAAACGUCGCUGAUCUACCCUGCGAAAUAAUCAGCUGAAGUCUUGACUUGUGGAUCUGCGAUGCCCACACUGCCGAUGCCCAGUCAAAAGCUCUGCCGGUGAGGAGAGACAGCAUGAACGCGCACUUGGUUGUAUCACUGCUAUACAGUUCAGGCCGAUGUGCAAAGUAAUUAGCACACUGGUGAAGGAAUCCCCGGCAACGAUCAGCUGAUCCAUCAAAUUUUUCCGGUAGCGAAAGUUGAGUUAAACUACAUGCAGCAGGAGCGGGUGGCAUAGAAACAGGAGGAGCAGCGAUAGAUACCUGGGCUUGAGGCUGUUGUUGUUGCAGCUGCCACUGCAUGAAAAGGCAGAUUUUCAUCCCUGUUAACGCCUGAUGACCUCUCUAAUCACCAGCAGUUAUCGACAAUUCACAGCCUGGGAAGUUCCCGUUUGCGACUGACAGAAACAGUCUUUAUCGUACCGGGGGUGUAUAGACAUGCAAAAGGGUAACCCACCAUUGACCCUGUAGCAGAACCACAGCUGGCUAUUAUCAAGAGGUUUAUUGUUGUACAUGUUGUGUCUAAAUUAUUACUUUUUAACAUGUCAUUGCACAAGUCUCCUGGCCUCAUCCCCAUCCAGACCGUCAUUUUUAUGAAAAACCCAUAGAAAUUUGGAGUUUGCUGGGAAAGACAUCUCAUACCCAGCAUCAUUUCUCCCUGUUGAGCGCAUUGCUGGAAGAUGUGUGUUAAAUACAUCCACUGUGCAUUUAAGCAAAACAACAGAAAAAGUUACUGUAGUCAUGCCAAUAUGUACAGUGGUUGAGGUCUAAGAGUGCUGUGAGGAUCAGACUAUUGUCUUAAAAUGUUAUACUAUUUUUUUAUUAAUUUAUGUAAUCAUUUGCUAUAUACUUUGUUAGUUGUAUACAAUAAAAAGUAUUUUCUGUUGUGUAAUUUGGUCCUUAGAGCCUUAGAGAUACAACAUUUUGUUCCACUGUAUGUUCCUACAUGUACAGUAGCAGAAUGACAAUAACGCGCAGUUGACUUGACUUUCAUUAAAGAUAAAUUAGAUAAAUACACUGAAUUGAUAAAGCAUUGAACAAAUGUGGAUUUUCUUUAUUUUGGUAAAUGGUUGUUUUUUUAUAUAUAUAAUUAUAUAUAUAUAUAUAUAUAUAUAUAUAUAUACAACACACACACACACACACACACACACACUUAUUUGUUUAUUAUUAUUAAUGUUUUGUGUCUUUUAGUGGUACACAAGGUAAUUAGUCUAACUAGACACGACGAAUUUGUGUCCAUACUGAACACGAUCAAUCAUAAAACACAGCCAAUCAUAACAGUUUUCUCUGUUUAUGUGCUUUCUCGUACUGCAGCUGAAGAGAUCACAGUCCGCACACACAUACUUACAUACAAGAGCACACAUGCAUAGAGAGAUACACCCCUCUGCUUCUUAUGGCUUUCAUUAUAAAACUUGAGGGAUUUAUUAUAUAUUUCUGCUAUUAAACAUCUAUAAUCAGUCUCUCCUCAUCCAUUUUUGAUGAUUAAUAUUAUUAAUGCGCAGAACUUUCAUUGAGAUCGAUCUCUGUAUAGGCGGAGCUGUCAGCCGCGAUGUCGCAGAAAUAGAAACAGUUUCUAAAACUGGUUAGUCUGGUCAGGACAAAAACUGAUUAACAUGGAAUUGAUACCUUUUGUUGUGUUUCGCAGCAUCACGUCGCGUGUUGUUAGGACACGGUGUAAGACAAAUUUCAAUUCAAAAUUCAAGCACCAAUUUAAAAAUCUAUAAUUAAAAUAAGACUGAGCUUUUUACAAUAGCUUUUCUUUACAUUUGGGUAAUAAGCCCACUCUCAAUCAGUGAGUCCCCCCUCCCCACACUACCCUGGUUUUCAUUUGUAUAGCUCAAUGUAGUCAUUUACGCAUGAAAGCUAAACCCAGGCCAAGGUGAUGGGAACAUGGCGGGGUCAACUGCCAAGCCUAUUCUACGUCAAUUUUUGGCAGUUCCCGACAAUUAUCUGUGUUGCCUGCACAUUCCUGUGAAUAGUCGUUAACCUGAAAUUCUGUGGCAAUUUACAGUGUCGUUAACUGAUGAAAAUCACACUUUUCAUGCAGUUUACGCGUUGCGGCCUGUAGCUCUGCGAUCUAAUCUUGGUAUGCGCGAAUCAUGUGCCCUUGGCGGACAAUAGUAGCUUGUAAAUCCGCUGGAUUCUCCGUAGGCGAAGUAUCCUGUAAGGAUGAGCCAGAGGCUGCAGGAGUCGAAUCCAUAAGUGGAUCUUUAUUUAUAAUCACACAGGCUAAAUAGAAGUCAGAAAACAAGCGUGAGUCAAAACCGGAAAAACCAGUGAGAUGGGAAAACAAAACCGAAAGCACAAAACGAAGCAUGCAGUCAGAGAAACAGGCAGGGUCAUACACGGAAAUCACUAUCAGAGACAAGACACGAAUCAUAACAAAUAGUAGCUAAACACUGUAUAACGCUCAGUAAGUCACGUGAGGAUGAUACUUCACGUAAAACAGUGGGUGCGUGAGGUAUAUAUGUCUGUGGGAAAACAAGCGGCAUGUCACAUGAGUAAUUAGUAUUCCGUGGAGGGUUCUCAUUCGUGUUGGGAUGUUACAACAACAAACUAACAGAAGAUGGACUGUCUUGGAGUGAGUGCAUCGGUGUGUGUACAGACAGUGAGGUUAAUGUUGAAAUUUAAUGAGUAAAUUACAAUACAAUUUAUAUGGUUGUUAGACUGUUGUGCUCUUUUAUGUUGUCUCGUGUUUGGAUAGGAUAAUUGGUGUGUGUGCACCGUUUGUAUAUUUUAACCAUCUCCGAGGAUAGUGGAGGUCGCAAGUCACUGGCACCAUUAUUUUGGGGGUCAUGGGCUGAAAAGUUUGGGAAGCCCUGACAUAGGGCAGGGGAAACUGCUGGAUUUGGACAGUUCAUGCAGCUAGGUUGGAUAGAUACACUUUACAAAAUAUAGAAGAAUAGAGUCUGCUACAGGGGAAGGGUCCUGAUAGUCAGUAAAGUUAUUGCCUCACCACUGUGGCAUAAAAUGGCCCUACGUGGCCCUCCUGCUGGUGUCAUCAAGAACUUUCAGAUGCUUCUGGUGGACUUUUUUCAGUCAGGACAGCAUUGGAUCAGGACACCAGUGCCGUAUCUGCACUAAAUGAUGCAGGGUGUAGGGUUGCUGCUUUUAGACUGCAGACUGCACAGAGACUCCUGGGAAGAUGGGGGAGAUGUCAGCUGGACUAAUGUGGCAUGUGGACUCUUGAGGAGAGGUUGGAACUUAAUCAUCAUCUAUUUUUAAUGGAUCUGAAUGGAGUGUAUUUAAAUGCUUUAACACCAAUUGCUGGCACCAAGCUCACAGUGUGGUUGACAAGGAGGGCUAAAAUUGAAUGUUGUAAUGACUACAGCUGAUGUUGUAAUGACUAUGAGGGGCCUGAAUAGGCUUAAAUGAUAUUAUAUGUGAAAUAAAUGAUGAUGGUGUUAUAGAAAAGUUUCAGUAAAAAGGGGAUAGGGGAUUGAUUCCUGCACUUUUGUUUGUCAGUGUGAGAAGACAGCAUUAAUGUUAUUCAUUUUUCUUCUAAAUAUAUUUGGUUGUCAUAUUUCUUUAUUUUAAAUCUUUCUCUUUAUUUCUCACUCUGUCUCUCUUUCUCUCCCCCCACAUUGUCAGCGUCAGGAUUGUGGACUUGUCAUUCAAUGUUUUGGCCACUAGAGGCCUCUAUGUUGCAUGUUGUUGUCCCUUCUGUCUUUUUAUAGUGUUUUUGCUGCCACCUGUGGCUGUUUUCCUUGUGUGGAUUUAAAUUCCUCUGUUUCUUACUUCCUUUGCUUGGUGUUAAAUUGUGCUAGAUAUGGGUUAGUUGUGUCACCCAUGUCUCACUUUAGUAAUGCUGUUGUUUUUUGUAAUGGUCUCAUACUUUGGCCAUCUUUGUUUUUCACACUUCAGCCAGGAAAAUUUCUGUUGAUUUUCUACUUCCUGUUUUAAACUGUAAUUGUGUGGAAGUUCAUUAUGUUCAUUAUGGUGGUAUUAAAAAUGAAUAAUAGUACAUAGUUAUAGACAAUUUAUUAUGACAUUCAUAUUUUGGACUUGACCGGUCAGUGAUGAGCUGCUAAAUCUACACUUCCUGUCUCACCACUUCCUGUAAGGGUGUGAAUGAGGUAAGGUAAUAAAGCUGCAGUGUGAUAUUUAAAGUGUGUUCAUUAUGAUGAGACACGGUGCAGCAGUUGGUCAGUGUGUGUUUAGCUCUAAUUCUCUCUUUGGAUUAAUGUGUUGGUUUGGAUCUUCAGUAAGAAUGCAGGUGUGUUUUCUUCUCCUCCUUAUACAGCUUCAUAUCACUGAAGGUGAGUCUGAUGAUCUCUCUCUCUGUCUCUCUGUCUCUCUCUCUCUUCUGGUUACUAUGUUUGAAUAUGUUUAUGUUCAAUUCCUUUUGCAGGAAAUAUUGUAUGUAUUUAUCUUUUAAAGCAUGAAGUCAUGCACUAAUCUUUCUUAACAUACUGUAUGUAAAUGUAAAGUGCACACUGACGAUUUUUUAUGGCUUUGUUUUUGCCACCAAACUGAAUGUAAUAGUAGAAGAGAAAUACAAACAUAUAAACAUGUUCAUUAUUGGACUUUCAUCAAACCUGCUUAACACUUAUUAAAAACUUUCUGCUGGGACUUGCUAUGUCCUGAGUUAAUGUACAAUGCUGAGUCUCCUUCAUCAUGAUUGCUGUUCUGCUUGUUCCUUCCUCGUCCCCCUACACCUUCCUCUCGCUCUCUCAUUGGCUGUUACUCAUCGAGGUUCUUACAGCGUCAUACAUGUGGUUACACCACAAGAUUUUAUACCAAUCAUUUUAAAGAUGAUUUAAACACUGUGUGUGUAAACUCUUCACAGAAUAGAUGGAUGAUGUCACUAAACUGCUGACCCAUGUGAUGUGUUCACACUUUCACUUCCUGCAGCAGCAGUUGGUCUCUUUUGGGGUGUGUCACUAAAAUAGAAGUGGGUUUCUCUGUUCAGAGUAAAAUACAUGCAGAGUUUCAGUGCCUCAGAGUAACAUGUGCAUGUGAGCAUUGUGUAGUUUGUGUUCUGUGGAUUAACACUUGACCAUGUGUGUGAUAAAUGAUGGAAUAAACCUUUACAUUCAAAAUGACACUUGAUAAACUCUUCCUUUGGAUAAAUCUGGGAAAUGUUUGCUAAUUUAGGCUGUUAUUUUCUGUGUCACAAGCCUCUAAACAUAUUUGCUUGACAUUUGUAGAAAUGUCAUGUGAGGAAACCACAGGGCUGUAGCUGUGUGUUGUGUGAUUGCCACAAUACUGCAAAAUGAUUUUUAUGUACGAUGCAGUGUGUUGCUCUGUUGCAAGUGUUAACAAUAGUAUUUGCACACCUCUUUCUUGGCCUGCUGUGGAUAUUAGAGAGUUAUAAAAAAUUAGUGAUUAUUGGACAAAAGUAACUGGUGGACAUUAGUGAGUUGUGGAGUUACAGGAUGUCUGUAGUUCUGUAGGGUUGUUGCAGAUGGUGAACUGCUCAUUAACAGAUCAUUAACUGGUGUGUUCAUACAGGCUGCAGACUAAAUGGAAAUUGUGACUUAAAACUGAUCACUGCAUACACAGGAGGCUCAGUACUGCUGUCCUGCUCCUGCACUGACCUCCACAGAAAACCUGAGACAUUCACAUGGAUGAA
Molecule: messenger RNA, 13268 nt
Organism: Hemibagrus wyckioides
Lineage: Eukaryota; Metazoa; Chordata; Actinopteri; Siluriformes; Bagridae
Product: carcinoembryonic antigen-related cell adhesion molecule 1-like
Exons: 9
Coding region: 171-1328 (385 amino acids)
Biological process (GO): negative regulation of T cell proliferation; cell surface receptor signaling pathway; positive regulation of T cell proliferation
Cellular component (GO): external side of plasma membrane
Source: RefSeq, a predicted model, not a curated record